Messenger RNA from Astyanax mexicanus (Mexican tetra), 1278 nucleotides. Its product is annotated as serine/threonine-protein kinase H1. Gene Ontology annotation, biological process: protein phosphorylation. The coding region runs from base 1 to 1278 and encodes 425 amino acids. Lineage: Eukaryota; Metazoa; Chordata; Actinopteri; Characiformes; Acestrorhamphidae. The transcript is spliced from 5 exons. Gene Ontology annotation, molecular function: protein kinase activity; ATP binding. The record is from RefSeq and is a predicted model, not a curated record.
AUGGGGAGCAGCACUAGUAAAGUAGGGCUCCUGCCUGAGCCGCCUGCAAAAAGAGGUUAUUUCAGUGGUUUUAUGAAGUCUGUUGUGAGCUUCAACAAAAACAAGGACUUUGAAGAAGACCAGAGCAAACCGAGAAGAGCGCCUCACCUCUGGAGUCGAACCCAAGGCCACGUCAGCGAUGGAGCUGCUGCCAGGAACAGACAGGCCAACAAGGCCGAAGUAAAGUUUCGGACAACGUUUGACCCCCGUGUCACGGCCAGGUAUGACAUUAAGGCCCUGAUCGGUCGGGGCAGCUUCAGCCAUGUGGUGCGGGUGGAGCACAGGCACACGCGACAGCCCUUCGCCAUUAAACUGCUGGAGGUCAGAGGGACCGAGGGGCGAGAGCUGUGCCGUACAGAGCUGGGGGUUCUGCGCAGAGUCCGCCAUGCUAACAUCAUCCGUCUGGAGGAAGUGUUCCAAACUCCUGACCGCGUUUACCUGGUACUGGAGCUCGCCACAGGAGGGGAGCUGCUGGAACGGGUGGUCGCUUGGGGAUCCUUCACUGAACGUGACGCCACCAGGGCGCUCAUCAUGGUGUCUAGCGGACUGCGCUACCUCCACAGUCUGGGGAUCGUUCACAGAGACCUGAAACCAGAAAACCUGCUUUACUACCAUCCUGGUCCAGAUUCACGUCUGAUCAUAACUGACUUCGGGCUGGCUUCCACCAGCAGGAAAGGACACGACUGGGCGCUGAGGACCCUGUGUGGUACCCCAGAGUACCUGGCCCCUGAAAUGGUGGGUGGGAGACCCUACGGCAGCGCGGUGGACAUGUGGGCACUGGGGGUGAUCUCGUACAUCUUGCUGAGCGGCUCCAUGCCCUUCGACCAGCGCAGCCGGCCGCGCCUCUUCAGGGCCAUCCUCAGAGGCAGCUACAGUUUCCACUGCGAACCGUGGAGCUCUGUAUCCAACCAGGCUAAAGACUUCAUAGAGCGUCUGCUGAGCCUCAGCCCAGAGCAGCGAAUGACUGCACAGCAAGCCCUCGCGCAUCCCUGGCUGGUCGGCAUGGCGUCCGACUCGUCCAACAGGAGCCUCCACCGGCCCAUAUCCCAGAACCUCCGGCAGCGGGCCUCACGGGCCUCCGCCAGAAGCCACGGCUCCGGAUCUGCUCCGGGGUCACGAUCUGCCGCGAGCCCUCGCUCACACCCGGGUCAUGAAUCAUGCCAAUUAGAUGGAAACAUAUUGCAGCACGGGGUGAUGGGCUCUGCUGAAACUGCUAGAAGUUGCAGGAAUCGCAGGUGA